Messenger RNA from Chrysemys picta bellii (western painted turtle), 824 nucleotides. The record is from RefSeq and is a predicted model, not a curated record. NCBI's taxonomy places the organism in Eukaryota, Metazoa, Chordata, Testudines, Emydidae.
CAGGUCAGUGUUCACCCUGGAGGAGAUGGAGGCCCUGCUGCUGCUGGCCCUCUCCAUCCUGACCGAUGCCGGCUGCCAGGACUGGGGGGUGACCCUGCCCGUGGGCCCCCUGACCGGAUGGAGCGGCUCAUGCGUGAUGAUCCCUUGCUCUUACACCUACCCCGAGGGGCAGCUCGUCAGAGCCGUGACCUGGAGCCGGGACAAGGAGAGAAUUGUGCAGCUCACCGCAGCAGCGGGGCAGGGCUAUGACAAGGCCGAGCGCGCCCAGUUCCUGGGAGACCUGCACCACGACUGCACCCUGCGCCUCAACCCGCUGGCGCUCGGCGACGGGGGCGCCUACUCCUUUGAGUUCCAGACCCAGAGCCAAAGCUGGAGAAGCCCCCGAGCCGUGUGCCUCACGGUGUCAGAACAUCCCUGCAGGGUCAAAUAUAGCAUGGUUAGGGCCCCCAGAGCCCUGAACGGCAACUUGAUCUGCUCCAUCUCCGAGCGCUGCGCCUCCUCCGGCCUGCAUUGGUACGACGGAGCCGGCGCGCGGAUCCUGGAGGAAACUGAAGCUGGCAAAAGCAAUAGCGAGCUGAGCAUGCGCAUCAUCUGGCAGCAUCGGAGGGCGGCGCUGGAGUGCCGGGUGCAGGGCUACCGGAAUAGGUGCCUCCCCAAAGGGUCCCAGCCUCCAGCCACAGCCCCCACUGUGGUGCAUGUGGUGGCCACCCCGUGCCGGCUGGACACCAGCGCCUAUAGCGGAUUGGACUUCUCCUGGUACAAGGAUGGCGAGCGGCUGGGAUGGGCACAGGUGUUAUACCAAUAAAAAUUAGCAGGAUCUUAUU